UUUGGCCGAGAGCUUGUGUUUCUUUUCUUCCCAAUCCUCAACUGAUACCGAAGAAAACGACGGGAAAAUACUUUUCAACCAUAGUAAAAGCGCAGAGAAGAUACUCCACCCUAUCCAAGCCGGAGCCAGAUAUUCAAGCAGUAACCAUGGCGCCAACAACCCAGAGCCUCAACGCCCAGAACCCCAACUCCAAAAAGGUCCGGGAAGUCCACGAGUUCGACGCAACCCCCUCGACCAAGGGGCAAACCACACCGCGUACCUCUACCUACUCCUCCUGGUGUUACCCUUCCCCAGCCACCACAACCACGACCAUUUCCUUCCCUUCCCCUCCCUCCUCCUCCUCCGCCGCCGCGGCCACCGCCCAAAAGCAGCAGCUUCAGCCCCUAGACGUAACCCCCUCAGUCAUCUCCAACUUCGUCGUCACCGGGACGGACGCAAGUUUCGUGGGAUUCACAACUCCCACUGGAGGCGGCACCGGAGAAGUCAUUCCAGUUUCGUCACCGUCACCGGCACCUGAGUCUGAGUCCAAGCCUGAGCUUGACUCCGAGCCUGGAGCGGAGCUUGAGUUUGACUCCGAGCCUGAAGCAGGGUCAGGGGAAGCAGCAACAACGGCGCAGGAGGGUACACCGCAGGGUACUACAAGCCAAACCACAGUCACCCCUAUCACCACGCCACAAGCCGGUGAUGACUUGACCUUGACACGAAGUGAGGAAGAGGAAGAGGAGGAUGCAGAGGCUGCAAGUAGGAGUAGGAUCAAGAGGCAGACUGAGGCUGCUCGUUCUGUUUGUGAAAGGUGGUUGGGGGUAGAUGGAAGCAGUACUUAGGGCGAGCGAAUACAAGAAGGAGGAAAAGAGGAUAGGGAAUAAGGUGGUACAGAUAAGAAGGAGACAGUGAUCGAGGUUGGGUUGGGAACUGAACCCAGGUGGGACAGCUGCCCUGCCUGGGGAAAGGAUACAUGUAAUCAAGAGCCGUAAAAGUGGAAGGGACAAUUGGAUUGCUGGAGAGUCAUGGAAUAGGAAGAAGGUGAAGAAGGAUCAGCUGGGAGAGAGU
This is a messenger RNA of Neurospora tetraspora, 1050 nucleotides long. RefSeq lists its product as uncharacterized. The transcript has a single exon. Bases 147 to 824 code for a protein of 225 amino acids. Lineage: Eukaryota; Fungi; Ascomycota; Sordariomycetes; Sordariales; Sordariaceae. The record is from RefSeq and is a predicted model, not a curated record.